This is a messenger RNA of Nilaparvata lugens (brown planthopper), 2742 nucleotides long. Its product is annotated as ubiquitin-conjugating enzyme E2 J2. NCBI's taxonomy places the organism in Eukaryota, Metazoa, Arthropoda, Insecta, Hemiptera, Delphacidae. The transcript has 6 exons. The record is from RefSeq and is a predicted model, not a curated record. Bases 294 to 1040 code for a protein of 248 amino acids.
UAUAUUGAAUUCUUCGAAAUUUAUGUAAUAUGAGAACAUAGAAAAUGAUAACGUUAUUUUAAUGUUGAUAACUACUAUUAAAUCUUUGGUUUAGUUACAAUCAUCAACUUUAUAGUAAAAUACGCAAUCUCUCCCCAUCUUUGACAUUUCACUUCCAAUGCCAAUCAGCUGAUUAGUUGAUAUGCGUUUUAUGUCAAGCGUGUGUAUUGGUUCUUCACUUUUUUGUUAUUUAGUAUUAAAAUGAUUUAAAUCUUAUUGUUUUUUAAACAUUCCACUGAUAUACUCUGCGCAAAAUGUCACGUAAACCAAAUAGUGCCACAUCCAGGCUGAAACAAGACUACCUACGGCUAAAGAAAGAUCCGGUUCCUUAUGUUGUAGCUGAACCAGUACCAUCAAACAUUCUUGAGUGGCAUUAUGUCGUUAAGGGACCAGAGAACACACCAUAUGAAGGAGGAAUGUAUCUUGGAAAAUUAGUCUUCCCCAGAGAAUUCCCAUUCAAACCUCCAAGUAUUUAUAUGGUGACUCCAAAUGGACGGUUCAAAACAAACACGAGAUUGUGCCUGUCAAUAAGUGACUUUCAUCCGGACACAUGGAACCCGGCAUGGAGUGUCUCAACUAUUCUCACUGGCUUGCUUAGUUUCAUGAUUGAGAAGAGCCCUACUCUAGGAAGUAUAGAAACAUCAGAGUAUGAGCGUAGACAAUUAGCAGCACAAAGUUUAGAAUACAAUCUUAAGGACAAAUACUUCUGCGAGCUAUUCCCUGAGCUAGUGGAGGCAGUGAAGGCUGAGCUGGCGCGACGUGCCGAGAGUGCACAGACGGCGACGCAGAACGGAACGGGCGACGCGACGGCACUCGACGCCGACGGUCUGGUGCAGCAGUUGAUGGGAGGCGCGGGUGGGGGUGGCUUGGACGGGGCGGCAAGGGGCGGCGACAACAGUCCACUGCACGGCGCACUCACUAACCUCUGCGUGAUCAUCGGUUUUGCCGCCUUCGCCUACACCGUCAAGUAUGUACUGCUCACCUCGGCUGCCGAACACUGAACCAACGCAUGGCCAUGGCCAGUGCCAGUGUGUGUUAUGCUACUCAUCCAAAUGACUCAUCAAAUUGAUCACAUCCAUUGAAAAAAACACCAUGUUUCAUCCUCUCAACCUUCUUAACAGUAUAAAAUUAGCGAGAGAAUCAAAUGAGAUGGACACUUCUUUAAUAAAUAAACAAAUUAAAUCAUACUACUGAUUCUAUAUCAAGGACUGACUUUUAUCACAUCCAUUGAACAAAUGACCAUGUUUCAUCCUCAAUUAGCUAGAGAAUCAAAUGAGGUAGAUACUUCACAUCUAUAAAAAUUAAACAAAUUAAAUCUACACUACUGAUUCUAUAUCAAGGACUGAUUUUUAUCACAUCCAUUGAACAAAUUACCAUGUUUAUUCCUCUCAACCUUCUCAACAGUCCAUAAUAAGUUGAAGAAUCAUAUGAGUAAGACACUUCACAUUUAUAAAAUUAACAAAUUGAAUCUAGAUUGUGUAAGAGAUUGCAAAACGUUUGUUAUGUUUUUCUGUCUUCUGUGAUCGAUGAUUGCUAUCGAUAGGUACUGUUAGCCAACAAUUAACAAAAGUGUUUCUCAAGAAUUUUCAAUUUUUAUUUUCUUCAAAUUUGAAUCAUUCAAUUCUUAAUUUCUAAUCAAAGCGAUUCAAUUAUUCUAUUCUAUUUGAGAAUUCUCGGCUACAUUUUUAUUACAAGUCAUAUUUCUAAUCUCUAGGGCCCAAUAAUUUAUCAGUUGCUCACUCAUUUUAAAAAUAGAACUGCUAAUAUAAUAAAUGUUGCUGAACAUUUAAACAAUUACUUUGUUCUGGUAACGGGGAUUUUGAAGGGUGUUUUCGGUUGUGAGAGAAAUUUAAUGAAAUUAUAUUGUUGGUCUUAGAAUAUUUACUUAGCUACUCCGUCUAAUGCACGGACUAAAAGGAUUUUCGACUCUUCAUGAACAAAAACAAGCAAUAGUUCUGUGUAUAUAUUAUAUUCCUCUAUCGCAGUUUCCAUUCGAGAUAACGCUAUCUAGUAGAAUAUGGUUGUUCAUCAUGUUAUUUACAUUCGGUUGUUGAAGUCAUUGUUUCGAUGUAACUGUGUUUGUGUUAAAGUACUACGGAAUAUGAUUUCGUCGGGAUGUAUCACGUCGCAUAUAGAUAACAUUGUACUUGAAUGAUAUUGUUUUAAAAAUCUUUAUAAUAUAUUUGAAUUAUCUAAUGUUUUACUUGAGAAUUACCCUAUCAGCUAUGCGGAUAGACUUUGCAUUGUAUUUUGUUAUCUAAAACUUUCAUUGAUGAGGAGAUACUUUCUAUAAGCGAAAGAAAAUAUUAAUGUUAUGUACAUUAUUUGCAAAAUGCAAAGUUUUAAAAUAGAAUUUGAAAUGUUACCCCGGUUUCAAAUUUGUUUUUGACAGGCGCUGAUAAAUGUAAAUUAUAAAAACCACCUGUAUUAUAGUUACUUUUUUAUACUUCGAGUAUUUGUUCAUAAACAUCUAUAAAAAUAGUACAGUAUUCAAUUUUUUAUUGUAUUUUAAAGAAUUGUUUUGUGGGACAAGGUGCGAUGUUUGAUAUCAAGUCACCGUCAUUUUUCUAAUCGUUUUCGCCUUCAAUAAAAUAAUCAAGGGGAUAGUUGUGAAAUGUUGUAAAUGUAAAAAUUGUUGCCACUUAUCGUUAAGUUACAUGAUAUUACUUAUUAUACAAAUUACUGAAUUAAAGUGUAUCUUUU